Messenger RNA from Loa loa (African eye worm), 197 nucleotides. RefSeq lists its product as hypothetical. Lineage: Eukaryota; Metazoa; Nematoda; Chromadorea; Rhabditida; Onchocercidae. The transcript has 2 exons. The annotation marks the transcript as partial. The record is from RefSeq and is a predicted model, not a curated record.
UAUGCAAAGAUCCCAUGGUUGUUGCUGAUAAAAUUGGAGACAAUGCUUCUGAAUGCAUUAGAGCUAUAUGUCGUAAAGGUUUACGGCCAAUAUUGAAAGAUUUUACUUCUGUCCGAAAAUUUUUGCCACCUGAAAUGACAACCAUUAUGUUUGAUCGAUAUCCUGCUAAAAAUCGGCAAGUCUUACCGCAUAAUUAA